Messenger RNA from Diabrotica balteata, 1616 nucleotides. NCBI's taxonomy places the organism in Eukaryota, Metazoa, Arthropoda, Insecta, Coleoptera, Chrysomelidae. The record is from the annotation of a GenBank genome assembly.
ACCUUUAUAUAUUUGCGAAUUAUUCUGAAUUGACUAGGAAAUUCUCUACAGUCAUGAGUCUCAAGUAUAUGUUGAUAACUUUUCUAUUAGUUGGUAUCACUGCUGGUGAUAUUGUACUUAACAAGAAGAGGUUUCCAAAAGAUUUUAUGUUCGGAGUGGGUACUUCCACGUACCAAAUUGAAGGUGCCUGGAAUGAAGAUGGUAAAGGAGAAAGCAACUGGGAUCAUUUUGUUCAUCAAAUACCAUCACCUAUUGCAAACAACGACACAGGAGAUAUAGCUUGCGAUUCGUACCAUAAAAUGAAAGAAGAUGUGGCUUUGUUAAAAUAUUUAGGAGUCAAGCAUUACAGAUUUUCUUUAUCAUGGUCAAGAAUUCUCCCAACAGGAUACACAAACAAAAUAAACAAAGCUGCAAUUAAAUACUAUAAAAGCCUGAUCAGAGAACUUACAGACAAUGAUAUCGAACCGAUAGUCACUUUACUGCACUAUGAUACUCCACAAGUGAUGGAGGGCAUGGGUGGUUGGACGACCGAUUGGAUCAUUGAUCGAUACGUGGAGUACGCAGCAGUUUGCUUUGAAAAUUUUGGAGCCGAUGUCAAAUAUUGGUUGACUUUCAACGAGGCGUUUUUCAUGUGCACUUUGGGUUAUGGAAUAGGUUCUCAUGCGCCUGGUAGGAAGGCUAGUGGUAUUGGAGAUUAUAUUUGUGCCCAUAAUAUUAUCAAAGCCCAUGCCAAGGCGUUCCAUAUAUAUCAUGAUAUAUACAAACCGGUACAGAAAGGUUCAAUAGGAAUUUCUUUAGUAAGCAUUUAUGCAGAACCAAAAUCUGACAGUGAUGAGGAUAAGGAAGCUGCUGAGAGAAUGAUGUUCUUUAAUUUUGGAUGGUUUGCAAGCCCAAUAAUGUUCGGUUCUUAUCCAUAUCAAAUGGAUAUAUUAAUUAGCGAGAGAAGCUAUGUCCAGGGAUUCUUACAAUCGCGUCUUCCCGCUUUUACUGAAGAAGAAAAGGAUUAUAUCGCUGGCACCACAGACUUCUUUGGUCUUAAUUAUUAUUCAAGUGUUGUCGUUCAAAACCUAAGAGAUUUUCAAGAUCUAGACCUUUCAUGGGAAGCUGAUGUUGAGGUGAUUCAAUCUCAAGACCCAAGCUGGGAAAAUACGACAAUAGAUCAGUUCGCGGUCUACCCAGAUGGCUUGUAUAAACUUGUAAAAUGGAUUUCUAACAAUUAUAACAACGUCUCAAUUAUAAUCACUGAAAAUGGCUAUCCAGAUAAAGGGGAAUCAUUAGAUGAUGAUAAACGAAUCAGUUAUAUCCAGCGACAUCUUAGUAAGUUACGAGACGCAAUGGAUGAAGGAGUUCAAGUUUUUGGUUAUACAUUUUGGAGUCUGAUGGACAAUUUUGAAUGGUUAAGCGGCUUCACAACAAAAUAUGGACUUUUUGAAGUGGAUUUUAGCAGCCCUAAUAGGACUAGAACUGCCAAAAAAUCUGCGGAUUAUGUUAAGAAAGUAUACGAGUCUAGAUGCAUUUUGGAUGACAGUUCUGAAUGUUAUGGUUAGGUACAAGCUUGACGUUGAAGUUACUGAUUGUAUUUUUAAAAAUUAAGAAAUAAAAUUUAUUUUCUUUUA